Zychaea mexicana is the source of this 612-nucleotide messenger RNA. RefSeq lists its product as uncharacterized. NCBI's taxonomy places the organism in Eukaryota, Fungi, Mucoromycota, Mucoromycetes, Mucorales, Lichtheimiaceae. Gene Ontology annotation, molecular function: protein binding. The transcript has 3 exons. The coding region runs from base 1 to 612 and encodes 203 amino acids. The record is from RefSeq and is a predicted model, not a curated record.
AUGUAUGAACCUACUACAACACGAUCUACUAUCCGCUUUAUGAAGGCGCUUCCAUUUGACAUUGUCAGCGAAAUCUUUUCAUACCUUACACAAGAUGACUGCAUCAAAAUCAUGUCUGUUUCCAAAUCGUGGUACGAACGCCGGUUAAAGAACCAGCGGUUCCUGCGAUGUCUGGGUCCUCACGUCCGCAAAGCUGUUUUAUCUGCAUCUAGCAGAGACGAACUUUCCAUGUUCCUUGCUACCCUGCUUGAAUAUACAUGCGAUAUCCAGUCCAUAGUUUUCCGAUGUUGCAAAGUGGUCCACAAAGACGUUUACCAAGUAGCAUUACGACCCUUUUUAAGCACGCUACGAGAACUUUCCUUUGAAGAUCAUCCCUAUCGGCUGUCGCCAAUGCAUAUGAUGGCGUCGUGCCCCAACCUUACACAUUAUACCUACCAUUUCAGCGACCGUCCUGACUACCAUACCUAUUCGCGCGUAUCAUCCAAACUACUUCCAGAUACUCUUCAGCUAUCCAUCAAAUACCUCUGCCUCAACACUGGCUCAUACAGUGACUUUAGACUUGGCGCGAUCCUACAUCAUUGUCCACAGCUCAAAUGUCUUGUCGUCAACUAA